Pseudopipra pipra is the source of this 2859-nucleotide messenger RNA. RefSeq names its product transmembrane protein 45B-like. The coding region runs from base 103 to 1176 and encodes 357 amino acids. The record is from RefSeq and is a predicted model, not a curated record. NCBI's taxonomy places the organism in Eukaryota, Metazoa, Chordata, Aves, Passeriformes, Pipridae. The transcript is spliced from 7 exons.
UUUUCAUCCGCCCUCCGGCCCGGCCGGGGCCGCUGCAGGGCCGGGCUGGCAGGGCGGCUCCGGUGUCGGUGUCGGAGCGCUGGGGUGAGAAAAUAAUUACAAAUGAAAGAGAGAUUAGCAGGGGCUGUUGCGACAAAUGCUGCCGAAAUGGUUUCUGGAGCGCCGGCGGAACCUUCUGACGGGAGGGAUCGGAGCAGCUGCCGUCCCGUGGGUCUCGGUGUUUGCAGAAGAGUUCAAACCCAUCUAAAAAAUGGCUCACAGCUGCUGAAAGAUGGCUCUUGCCUGGUGCUGGGAAUCCUCAGGGUUCAUCUGCCAGAGAAGGUUGUCAGGAUGGCGAAUUUCAAGGGUCACGCACUUCCAGGCAGCUUCUUCUUGCUCUUUGGGCUCUGGUGGUCUGUGAAAUACCCUCUGCAGUACCUCAGCCAGAAAGCGAAUAAGAAAUCCCACAGGAGUUACAGUUUCCAGCGUGUGGAUGCCAUGGAAGGGGGAAUGAAAAUUGUCUUUGCUCUCAUAGGGAUGCUGGCGGAGCAGUUUGUGCCAGACGGGCCACACCUGUACCUGUACAGCGGGGCCAGCCGGGACUGGGUGAAGCUGAUGAACUGGCAGCACACCACCAUGUACCUGUUCUACGGCCUCUCCGGGCUGGUGGAUGUCCUCACCUACAUCUCCCAGGUGGUGCCGCGGGGCCUGGAUCGCCUCAUGUUGUCCACGGCCGUGUUUGUCGAAGGUUUUCUCUUCUACUACCACGUCCUCCACCGGCCCAUGUUGGAUCAGCACAUCCACUCCCUGCUGCUCAUCGCCAUCUUUGCUGGGGCUGGCAGCAUCCUGCUGGAGGUUUUCCUCAGGGACAACAUUGUCCUGGAGAUGUUUAGAGCUGGCGUCACCAUCAUCCAGGGAACGUGGUUCUGGCAGAUCGGAGUCGUGCUCUUCCAGCCAUGGGGGGGUCCAAUGUGGGAUGAGGAGGACCAUGACAACAUCAUGUUCCUCACCAUGUGCUUCUUCUGGCACUGGGCAGCCGCUGUGGCCAUCCUGACUAUAAACUACACCCUCACUUACUGGUGCCUCCAGAGGUUCAGGAGAAGCAGUGGAGAGCCCUACAUCAGCCUGGGGGUCCGGCAGCAGAAGGAUGACCCCAACUCCCAGGCCACCUUCCUGAGCGGCUCUGAUGAAGAGUGAAGAGGCUGCAAACUUCUCCAAAUACACAAACAAUCUGUUUUCUGGAAGAAAAAAAUCCUAAUGAAAUAUUUCUGUUUUGGAGGAGUGAGAGGAGCCACUGUUGUGCUGUGGGGCAGCAGGUUGAGCCCGUGAGGGCAGGAGCAAGCACCAUUUUAAGUGAUUUUCAACAACAAAAUGAAGCAUGAAAAUUCAACAUGACAAGAUUGCUUCAUCCCAUGGGUUGCCAGGUGUGUUUCCAUAGGGAUGGAGGGCAUCCUUUGGCCAUAUGACUUUUCCAAGAGUCUGGAGACUUUGAUCUGCUGUGAUUGAAGUCAAGGAAACCUCCAGGCUGAGGUCAGGUACCUCUGGAGCAAGGCACCACCCCGAAGAGGAUGAGAAAAAGAGUGUGGAAUGUGAGGUUAUGGCAAUUUUUGCACCAGCAGGGCUUGAUUGUACACAAUACGAAUGUUAUCACUGCAGCUUUGAACUAAAGAGGGGUUUUGUUAAUCGUUUUCAUGUUCACUUAAAGGCUGAGAGAGUGAAUAAAUGGGAAAUAAAAAUCCUCACUGAGCUGAUAUCCUUAAAUUUAAGACUGAUAAAUUAUAGACUGUGUAAUAAUAGCUUAGACAAAUCCAUCCCUCAGACCUGCAAAGCCUGGAGGACUGUAACAUACACGGUUAAGCAGCAGGGAGUCAUGAAACGUCCCAGUUUUCCAUUGAAAAUAAACCCCCUCAGCUUGGAAAGGAGAUGAAACAGGCACAGGGUUUGUUUUUAGGCUACCUUUGCCAGCUAAUUUCUUGCAAAAAGUGACUGGAAAUGUCACCUCCUAUUCAGGAGGAAAAUAUGCCAGUAGCGAGUAUGAGGAUUAAAAACAGUAAAUAUAAUAAAUAUAUACAUAUAUAUAUUUAUGUUUAUAGCAUGAGGUGAAUUGCAACCGUUCAUGUCUCAAUGUCUGGGGCAGGAAGGAUGCUCUGCACUGAGGUUUUCUCCCUGCUGUGAAAUGAGGGGGAUGGAUGGCAGCUGAUUUUUGUACUCGUGUUCAUGACUGAACAGAAAAGCAGCUCCUGGCAAGUCCAAGGGAAGGCAUCUUUUAACCUCCAUCCCCCAUGUGCAAAGAGCCUGUUGCAGACACCAGAGCUACAGCCUGGAUAUUAAUGCUGCUAACAGUGCUAUAAAGACUAACCAACUUUCCUUGAAUGCCAACUUUCCUGUAUUCCCACUGCUGAGCCAGUUUAUUGUGCAGGGCUGGAUACUGGAAGGUGCAGACUCGGAGGGGGAGAGUGAAGCAGCAGAGCUGCAUCUCCCUAAAUCCAUCUGAUAAACACCACAAUAAAAUCUCAGUUGUAACUGCUGAACACAAGGAGCAUUUUGCAGAUGUUUCUUUUUCUGCCAAAGCCGAUUAGCUUUUCUAAAUCUCAAGAAUUCCUCUUGCUGCUGCAAUGAGACCCAACCCAUUUUGCAGGUGCCACCUCCUAUUGGCAGGUGGAAGGUGACAAACCAAGUCACUGCAGUGCUGCAGGACAGAGAUCAGUUCAUUGACCAGCAAAAAGGCCCCUGAGUUAUUUCUGCUCUCCUCCAAAUUAUUUUCUUUCAGGAACCAGCCCAAGCAUCACUAUUCCCAGUAAAUAGCCAGAGGAGGGCAGUAGCAGGUGGCACCAGGAGCAUACUCCAGGCUGGUUGCAGUCACCUUGCAGCCACCCCACG